AUGCCACGAAAACAAGUAAGAACUACUAGCAGAGGUACCACAUCUGAUAGCACAAUGAAAACAGCAGCACUUCUAUGUUUAGAUGAACAUAUGUCAGAACGAUCUGUGGCUACGAGCUUGAAUAUCUGCCAUGUGAGUUUAAACAGAUACAUAAAAAAGUUUAAACUAGAUAGAGAAACAGGUAGUUCUUUACCGUCAGUUGGUUACCGGCCACACAGUAAGGUAUUUAAUGAAAUCCAUGAAAAGCAACUUGUAAACUAUAUAAAAAAUUCAGCCGAUAUUUAUUUUGGUUUAAGUUCUAAGGAAGUUAGAAAAUUAGCAUUUGAAUAUACAGUUAAGCAAGAACUAAAAAUACCAAAGAAUUGGACACGGAACAAAGAAGCUGGUGUUGAUUGGUUCUCUGAAUUUUUAAAAAGAAAUUCAUCAAUCUCCAUCCGUCGCCCCGAAGCGACAAGCUUAUCAAGGGCUAUGAAUUUCAACAAGGUAAAUGUUAAAAAUUGUAUGGACAAAUAUCAGUCAGUUUUGUUGAAGUAUAAAUUUGAAGGGCAAGAUAUUUACAAUUUAGACGAAACAGGGAUUACAACAGUCCAAAGGACAGAAAAAGUAGUAGCAUCUCGUGGUAAAAAGCAAAUUGGUGCAAUUACAUCUGCCGAACGUGGCACAUUAGUCACAAUGUGCUUGGCUGUAAACGAUUUAGGUAAUUUUAUUCCUCCCAUGUUUAUAUUCCCUAGGGUUAAUUAUAAGGAUUACUUUGUAAGAGGAGGCCCAUCUGGUUGUGUUGGUGUUGCAAACAAGUCAGGAUGGAUGCAAGGAAAUUAA
Molecule: messenger RNA, 819 nt
Organism: Acyrthosiphon pisum (pea aphid)
Lineage: Eukaryota; Metazoa; Arthropoda; Insecta; Hemiptera; Aphididae
Exons: 1
Coding region: 1-819 (272 amino acids)
Source: RefSeq, a predicted model, not a curated record